Messenger RNA from Trichomonas vaginalis G3, 543 nucleotides. Its product is annotated as Arp2/3 complex-mediated actin nucleation. Gene Ontology annotation, cellular component: cytoskeleton; Arp2/3 protein complex. NCBI's taxonomy places the organism in Eukaryota, Parabasalia, Trichomonadida, Trichomonadidae. Gene Ontology annotation, molecular function: actin filament binding. The record is from RefSeq and is a predicted model, not a curated record. The transcript has a single exon. Bases 1 to 543 code for a protein of 180 amino acids. Gene Ontology annotation, biological process: Arp2/3 complex-mediated actin nucleation; regulation of actin filament polymerization.
AUGAGCAAUUACCCAACUGAGCCAAAUCCCAACUCAAAAAUCUCUGCAUUCGGAACAGUAAAUUGCCAAACAAUCAGCGGCCUUCCAAUUCUUCAACUCCGUGAUACUGUUAAGACAAACAAUGGUCCUCAAUUUGACAUUGUCGACGAAGCUAUUUACCAUUUCCGUACUAACAUCUUCAUGCGCGACUUCCCAGCUAAGACAGGCGCUGAUCGUCUCAUCAUCUAUCUUACAUUCUACGGAAUGAAGUGCUUAAAGUUCAUUGCCAAGAACAAGACAAACAAACAAAAAUGCCAACUUGAGCUCGACGGCUGGAACUUAAAGCCAUUCCCAAUUCCAGGCGAAGGCGGCUUCAUAAUCGAUUCUUAUGUUACAGCUCCAGCUAAUAACGAGAAGACACAGCUUCGUGAAUACUUCAAGAAGCUCCGCAUUGAAAUGGGCAACAGACUUCUUGCAAGAAUCUUCGCUCAAGGAAAUGAAGCUGAUAAGUGGUGGAUUUGCUUUGCCAACAAGAAAUUCCUUGACAAGGAAAUGGCAAACUAA